AUGCCAAUUAACAGCAUUCUUCAGGAAAAAGCUGUGGCCAAAUGGAAGGACCUAGGGUCACAGUAUAGGCACCGUGACAACAGAUUAUUGUGUGCCAAGAACCUCGCAAAGAAAGACUUCUUCAGGCUCCCUGAUCCUUUUGCAAAGGUUGUUGUGGAUGGAUCCGGGCAGUGCCACUCAACGGACACUGUGAAAAAUACGUUGGACCCGAAGUGGAACCAGCACUAUGACCUAUAUGUUGGGAAAACUGAUUCUAUAACCAUCAGCGUCUGGAACCACAAGAAAAUUCACAAGAAGCAGGGAGCUGGCUUCCUGGGCUGUGUGCGCCUGCUCUCUAAUGCCAUCAGCAGAUUAAAAGAUACUGGAUACCAGCGUUUGGAUCUAUGCAAACUAAAUCCCUCAGAUACUGAUGCAGUUCGUGGCCAAAUAGUGGUCAGUUUACAGACACGAGACAGAAUAGGCACUGGAGGGUCUGUGGUAGACUGCAGAGGACUGUUAGAAAAUGAAGGGACCGUGUAUGAAGACUCUGGGCCUGGGAGGCCCCUCAGCUGCUUCAUGGAGGAGCCCGCCCCUUACACAGACAGCACUGGUGCUGCUGCUGGUGGAGGGAACUGCAGGUUUGUGGAGUCCCCAAGCCAAGAUCAAAGACUUCAGACACAGCGACUGCGAAACCCUGAGAUUCGAGGGUCACUGCAGACGCCUCAGAACCGACCCCAUGGCCACCAGUCACCAGAAUUGCCUGAAGGCUACGAGCAGAGAACAACAGUGCAGGGGCAGGUUUACUUUUUGCACACCCAGACUGGAGUUAGCACAUGGCAUGACCCCAGGAUACCAAGUCCCUUGGGGACCAUUCCUGGGGGAGAUGAAGCUUUUCUAUACGAAUUCCUUCUGCAAGGCCAUACAGCUGAGCCCAGAGACCUUAACAGUGUGAAUUGUGAUGAACUUGGACCACUGCCACCAGGUUGGGAAGUCAGAAGUACCGUUUCUGGGAGGAUAUAUUUUGUAGAUCAUAAUAACCGAACAACCCAGUUUACAGACCCAAGGUUACACCACAUCAUGAAUCACCAGUGCCAACUAAAGGAGCCCAGCCAACCGCUGCCACUGCCCAGUGAGGGCUCUGUAGAGGAUGAGGAGCUUCCUGCCCAGAGAUAUGAAAGAGAUUUAGUCCAGAAGCUGAAGGUCCUCAGACAUGAACUUUCACUUCAGCAACCACAAGCUGGUCAUUGCCGCAUCGAAGUAUCCAGAGAAGAAAUAUUUGAGGAGUCUUAUCGUCAGAUAAUGAAGAUGCGACCCAAAGACUUGAAAAAACGGCUGAUGGUGAAAUUUCGAGGAGAAGAAGGCCUGGAUUACGGAGGGGUGGCAAGGGAGUGGCUUUAUUUGUUGUGCCAUGAAAUGUUGAAUCCAUACUAUGGACUCUUCCAGUAUUCAACAGACAAUAUUUACAUGUUGCAAAUCAACCCAGACUCUUCAAUCAACCCUGACCAUCUGUCUUACUUCCAUUUUGUGGGUCGGAUCAUGGGUCUGGCUGUGUUCCACGGACACUACAUAAAUGGGGGCUUCACGGUUCCCUUUUACAAGCAGCUACUGGGGAAACCCAUCCAGCUGUCAGAUCUGGAAUCAGUGGACCCAGAACUACAUAAGAGCUUAGUGUGGAUACUAGAGAACGAUAUCACCCCUGUGCUGGACCAUACAUUCUGUGUGGAACACAAUGCUUUCGGGCGGAUUCUUCAGCAUGAAUUGAAACCCAAUGGUAGAAAUGUUCCUGUCACAGAGGAGAACAAAAAAGAAUAUGUCCGGUUAUAUGUAAAUUGGAGGUUUAUGAGAGGAAUAGAAGCCCAGUUCUUAGCUCUUCAGAAAGGAUUUAAUGAACUCAUCCCUCAACACUUAUUGAAGCCCUUUGACCAGAAGGAACUAGAGUUGAUAAUAGGCGGCCUGGAUAAGAUAGACUUGAACGACUGGAAAUCCAACACUCGGCUGAAACACUGCGUGGCCGACAGCAACAUCGUCAGGUGGUUCUGGCAAGCAGUGGAGACCUUCGAUGAAGAACGGAGGGCCAGGCUCCUGCAGUUCGUGACCGGAUCCACUCGCGUCCCUCUCCAAGGCUUCAAGGCCUUGCAAGGUUCUACAGGCGCCGCAGGGCCCCGGCUAUUCACCAUCCACUUGAUCGAUGCAAACACAGACAACCUUCCCAAGGCCCACACCUGCUUUAACAGGAUCGACAUUCCGCCCUAUGAGUCUUACGAGAAGCUCUACGAGAAGCUGCUGACGGCGGUGGAGGAGACCUGUGGGUUUGCUGUGGAGUGAAGAGCAACCAAAAGCAACAGAUCUAGCUCACGACCACCAGCCCCAAAGCAUACAGCUUUCUGCGCCUCCCGCAAGACUGGCUGAGGCGCUGGAAUCCUAGAUAACCCGAGGGAAAGCGGUCAUCUCCCCUCCUUUUCCUUGGGGGAGCGAGGGGGUGGGGGGACUUUGGUUGGUGGCUCCCACCCAUACCUUCCUCUUUUAUAACAGUGCUCCCACCCCCUUCCAUCACCCAUCCAAUAAAAUGCAGCCAGGUUUAGCGUUUGGCUUCGGUCACACAGGAAACGACUGAGGUAACGACACCACCAUGCCGGGCCGCUGCCCAGGGUACUGGCCGCAGCUAUGGAACUGAGAGUGGCUUGCUGAGGGCACAUGACUGGUAGCAGCUACACUAGCUGUUCUAUCUCAAAGGCCCAUUUUUUGAGUUCAGCAGCUCCAAUUCCAAAUUUCUUAUUUUGGCAGCCUGCUCCGGUAGCAGAUUAAUUUCCAACUGAAAAGAUAACUGUGUAAGAUAUGCCUGGGGAGGCUCAGGUCGAAACCAUGCUUCCCUUUUGGCAAGGUAAAGGAACCGGGGCAGCUUCAUUGGAAGCCCAGGGUAUUUCUUUUCAGGGUGUCCUGAAAAACUUGUUUUGCAUAGAGAAGAAUCUUUCCUGUUAAGAAUCCUCUUUGCCGCAUUAUCCAUCGGUUCAAAAUAUUUUCCCAAUGAAGUCACCACAUAACCCAGCUUACAGAAGAACAGACCAAAGCCAGCCUUGGCUCCAAGCAGCACGUGAAGGCUCUGGCACCGCACGUCCAAGAGCAUCACUUGGGCCAUUUGAAAACUAACCAGCUGUUAAUGCGGAGAUUGCUCAAAGCUAAACUAACAAAACAGAAUCUGAUUACAGCUGCUGGCUUGGUGCAGACUAGCUUAAACGGGAGACUGGGAAGGGGCCUGGAUAACCUCCAUGACCUAAACCCACACAGUUACUGUUUCACAGAAAGCAGGCGUGGCCGUAAACCUGCCACAGGAGGACACAGUUCCACCCCCACUCAUUCAGCUUGUCUCCACUAACAGCUGCUACUCGCGUCACCUGCCCAGCUGUGUCUGACUGAUGAGUGAGGCCAAAGCAAGACUGGACCCUAAAUUUCUAAUACCAUUUUCCAAUUUGCACAAAGGUUCAGACAGUAUUUUAUCAAGAUGGGUUGAUUUCAGUGAAACUGCAGCAGCAGCAUUUGGUUUCUUUGUUGUUGUUUGUUUUGGGGGUAACACUGUAGCAAGACAUUUCACUGGUGGCCAAGUUCUGAGUGAGUUUGGGAGCUACCCAUGGGGUGAGAGGGGCCUGGAAGGCACACUGGAUGACAUGUGCCUGUGCUUUCUGUUACAGCACCUUUUGGCUGUGGUGGGUUUGGUGAUGCACUUACCUUCUGCCUCUCACCCAUCUUAGGGAGUACAUCUCUCCCAGGAUAAGAGGUUUGCCUAGUUUGGGCCCUGAAUUGUUGGCUGUGGUUCCGAGCUACUUAGCAGGUGUUAAGAUAGAAGGGAUGUCAAGUGGGAUUUGUUGCAGAAGGAAAAUUUACAAAUGGAUAAAGUCUGGGCUAAGUUGUGGGCUUAGUUUUUGGAAAGUUCUGCCUUGCCCCAGUUGGGUUUAUCCUGUGCCUCACUUGCCAGGACGCUUGCUGGUAUUAUGUAGAAACUGGCUUCUGAAGGACUAUCUCCAGUCUUCCUCUGGAAGAGUGGGGAAAUGAGUAAUACUCACCUCUUCCCAGUUAGGUCUUCUCUCUGCCUUGAACCUCAGUGGUAGGAGGAGCAAACGUGCAUCAGAACUGCGAGGCCCUUAAGUGUGAGAUAGGAAGGACCACCUGGCUUCUGUAGUGCUGAGCCAGACCUGCAGUUCACUAGGAAAGAAACGAGAGUUUAAAAGAUUUUGAAACAGAAAUGUAUUCGGCAUCUUUAAAACUACCUUUUUGCUGUCAGGAGUGAGGGUGGGGGGGAGGGGAGAAUGAGCCUUAGGAACGGCAGCUGCCAGCCUCGCAGCUCUAGAGUGUCAGGGGUCACCUCAGCAAGGUCCAGGUGGUGGUGUCGGGCUCCUCCAGGCCUGAGUCUCUGCUUUACCACUUGUGCUGGCUUCUGGGACUCUCAUCGGUGAGUGUCACCAUGGCAUCUGAAAGCCAUGAAAGUUUUCCAGAGCUGCAGUUUACUGUGAUCAAACAGCCCUUUCUAGAAGCACUGCGCUUCUAGAACCGUAACAUCAGCAGUGGCUGGGCCUUUCAAGCCACCCCAAAGAACAUCGUGUGGCAAGCAAACGGUAAAAUCCCCAGUUGCUCCAUUGUGGGUCUGCGUGCACGCGCUCUCACCAUUGCCCUGCUCAGCAUCCCACCCAGAGCGCCCCCACUCUCCUCACCUCUCGGCCGGAUGCUCCAGGGCCCCACGUUCAGACUAGCCUCACUAGCGGUCAUCAGCCGACCCUCAGGGAUGCAGCAAGCCACUGCUCUGCCAGUCUGCAGCUUGGGGUGACAGUAAAUCGAGCUCUCGUGAUUUCUGAAGGAGAGAAUGUCCUUGCUAGAUGGAAGUGUGGCCCCCAAGCCCGCUCCACCGCAGGGCGUGCUUCAGGUUGGGUGGUCCUCAAACCUGAGCUGUCAGGAGUGGCCUUCUGCAGAGAAAACGCUCCCCUGCCCCACCCGCAGCCAGGUGUGCGCCACGUGCAGCCUUCCCGAAACAUAGUAUGAAUUUUAAAAAUUUGUUUAUUUUUGUUUCUCAACCACUUUAUAAUGUAUUUUUUAAUUUAUUUUGUAAUGUCUUGUUUUUAAGUGUUGCUGCUAUCCUUGUUAUCUUCCCACUGUUUUUAUUGCUGAUUUAUUUUGUGGAAGUUGUACACUAAUGUUCUGUUUUAUGUCAAAAUCAGAAGUAUUUAAAGAAAUACUAGUUCUAUUUAAUGUGGUUAUGGAACCAGCUGGAAACACAAAACAAAAACAGUGAUUGUACAGCAGGCUGGACCCGGGAGGUCAGGUUCAUUUUGUUACAUAUGCAAUAAACUCACAACUUUA
Condylura cristata (star-nosed mole) is the source of this 5325-nucleotide messenger RNA. It is a transcript of the gene SMURF1, whose product is annotated as SMAD specific E3 ubiquitin protein ligase 1. Lineage: Eukaryota; Metazoa; Chordata; Mammalia; Eulipotyphla; Talpidae. Gene Ontology annotation, biological process: negative regulation of BMP signaling pathway; ubiquitin-dependent protein catabolic process. The transcript has 19 exons. Gene Ontology annotation, molecular function: ubiquitin protein ligase activity; protein binding. The coding region runs from base 1 to 2304 and encodes 767 amino acids. The record is from RefSeq and is a predicted model, not a curated record.